Messenger RNA from Ficedula albicollis (Collared flycatcher), 1170 nucleotides. RefSeq lists its product as uncharacterized. The transcript has 3 exons. The coding region runs from base 445 to 1170 and encodes 241 amino acids. The record is from RefSeq and is a predicted model, not a curated record. NCBI's taxonomy places the organism in Eukaryota, Metazoa, Chordata, Aves, Passeriformes, Muscicapidae.
GCCGCGCUCUGAGGGCAGGGGAACACCGGGCACGCCGCGCUCUUAGGGCAGAGAGCGCCGGGCACACCGAGCUCUGAGGGCAGGGGAACACCGAGCCCCGGGAGGAGACAGCGCCCAGAGAGGGCUGAGGAGGCGGCGGGAAACCCCUCGCCUCCGAGGGGAAACCCCUCGCCCCUGAGGGGUGCUCCGCCGGAGAGCGCCACAGGGCGGGAACGGGGCUCUCGAAAAGACAAUCACUGCUGAAGGCUUAAAAGGAGAAGCUUACAAGAAGUUGCGCAAACCGAGAGGGAAAGACGGGUGGGUGUCUGCCAGGAGGGAAACCACCUCAGCGACAGGACAGGGGAGUCCUGUCCCCUGAAGCCGUAAGGGAGGCGGAGAAGCCCCGAACGGGAGGAUUCAUUUCACAGGGCUGUCUGAGCAAAUAUAGUACUUAUUUUUGUGAGCAUGAGAAGUGCAUAUUCCAAAAGAUUUUUACCUGCAUCACCAGAUGAAACUGAAUGUUACCUGUAUGCAAAGCGAAAUAAAGCAGAAAGUGAUCAAAAAAUCGGAGAGAAAGAGGAGCAGCAAAAGCUAGAACAAAGCAUACACUGUGGGAGCAAGUGCCAAACAUCACCACAUGAACUCCUCUAUUUGUCAGAAAGACAAAACAACUGGGCAUUAGAAAAAGAGAGCUGUGAUACAGCAAGAAAAACUUGUAUGAGAGAGUUUUUCAGUUCUAAAACUUGUAGUACUGAAGGAUUAGCAUGUAGAGUAUCAGAAAAUGAACUGUUCACCAAAAAAUGGAGUCCUGGAAAUGAAGACCAAAGUCCUAUAGAUGACAUUUCCCUGAAUGUAUGUGGACAGCCUCUUGAAACAGAGCUGCUCAAUGUGUCGAGCGCUGCUGACACAUGUCAAAAUCUACCAGUACUAAACCCGCCCCAAGUGCAGCAGAACAACAGUACAGAACGAAAUAAUAAAAGAAAUGAGGAUAAUCAGCUCAAACAAAGUUCUUCUGAUACAUUCUUCAAUGGAAACAGGUUUCAGACUGAAUUGUUAAGUCAAAAGUCUGUCUUCAAUAAAAAGUGGCAGCAAUACCAGUUUUUUCAAAUUCCAUUUUUGAAUAGAACAAGUUCUGUGUUUUCACCCAUAGAAAAUAAAAAAAGUAAAUUUCUGAACAAUGAUUUCAAAUAA